Perca flavescens (yellow perch) is the source of this 1935-nucleotide messenger RNA. Its product is annotated as tumor necrosis factor receptor superfamily member 14-like. Gene Ontology annotation, molecular function: transmembrane signaling receptor activity; protein binding. The transcript has 7 exons. Lineage: Eukaryota; Metazoa; Chordata; Actinopteri; Perciformes; Percidae. The record is from RefSeq and is a predicted model, not a curated record. Gene Ontology annotation, biological process: positive regulation of cytokine production involved in immune response; signal transduction; positive regulation of peptidyl-tyrosine phosphorylation. The coding region runs from base 120 to 809 and encodes 229 amino acids. Gene Ontology annotation, cellular component: membrane; external side of plasma membrane.
CACUUUCCAUUGUUUUUACCCAUGUGACGCAGUUUGUGAGGGGAUUUCCUACUGCUGUUGAAUUAAUUUAGUUGUUUACUUAGUAUUUUUAAUAAAACUAUGUAAUAGUCCGCGUUAAAAUGCAUUCGACAUUGGUGGUCUUGGUAGGGUAUGUCGCUGCCUUCAUGACCCCAGGGCUGGGCUGUCUUCCGAAGGAAUAUGCAACAAGGGAUGGGCAGUGCUGUCCGAUGUGUCACGAAGGUACAAUUGUUCGAAGAGACUGUACACCACAGUCAAGCACACGGUGCACCUCCUGUGUAAAUGGGACUUUUAUGAACAAACCCAACGGCCUGAGUAGCUGUAUCCCCUGCGUCGUCUGUGACCAAGGUCAUGGUCUCUUUGUCAAACAGGAGUGCACAGCAACAACGAACACAGUCUGUGAUGUUUCAAGUGGGUAUUUCUGCAAAGAGUUGAUGGAUGAUACAGGAUGUAGUUUGGCACGAAAACAUACACACUGUACACCUGGUGAGAGGAUAAAAGAACAUGGAACCAGGAAAACGGACACAGUGUGUCAACAGUGUCAGCCAGGCUAUUUUUCAAAAGAUGGUGUGAAUUGCACCGAGUGGACUAUUUGCUUAGAUAUCCAAGUACAGGUCAGAGAAGGAAGCACGAGCACUGAUGUUGUCUGUGGAACUGCUUCAAGACAGCAUUACUUUUAUAUACCUUUAAUAUUAUCCGCAUUAACAUUCACUGGGCUUGUGAUCAAAGGCAGACUAACUAAAAUAACAGUAAGUUCUCCAUAUCUGUUUCUCAAACUUUGCACCCCAUGAAAUUCUACAUACAAAUGUGUUAAUGUCAUUUUAAUUUCUUUUUCUCCACCUACAUACUGUAGACUCCAGUACUGGAGGGAGGUGACUCGGUUUGUGCUUGAAACUUAAAUUCCAUUUAUUCUGCCAGUUCACACCAAAAUCUAAAAACACAUAUUUUUCCUCAUACCUGUACUGUGGUAUUUAUCAAUGUAGAUUGUUUUGGUGUAAGUGGCUUAGUGUCGGAGACAUCGGCCGUAGAAAUGUCUGCCUUCUCUCCAAUAUAAUUGAACUAGAUGGCACUCGGCUUGUGCCGCAAAAAUCAACAGCUCUGCCUCUUUCCAGAAAUCAUGACCUCAUUGAUAAAGAUAAUCCACAGACCUGGUUGGGAGCAGUUUUUUAAAGGAAGUAUUUUCUUUCUACAGAACUACACCCACAACCGUAUCAGCGCAUAAAAGGAAGUUUACUCAUGGACAACAGGCUCGUGGUCUGACAUUACUGUAUAGCUAACUGAUACUGCUGGAUCACCUAAGUGAGGUGGAGGGAUGUUUUCAUGUUGUGUGCUCUAUGUUUUAACAUUAAAUAAAAAUAUUAACAAAAGUUUACAACUUCCCAGGCAGCUGAGUGCUUUGAGCUAAGUGCUAACAUCAGUCUAAUCUAGGCUACACACAUCUUGUAAAAUCUUAUUUUAAUGUUUUAGUGUUUUUGACUUUUCUAAUGUAUUUGUUCUCUUUGUGUAACACUUUGAAUUGCCUCCGUAUUUUAACAAUUAAAGUUACCUUGCAUUGUCAUCAGAAGUAAAGGACAAGGGCAGACUGCAGCGCAUCAUCCACUCUGCUGAGAGGGUGAUUGGCUGCAAUCUGCCGUCUGUCCAGGACCUGUAUGCCUCCAGGAAAGAUUUUAGCUGAUCCCUCUCACCCCACAACCUCCCCCCUCUGGCAGGAGGCUGCGCUCCAUCAGGACCAAAAGCUCACACCACAAAAACUGUUUCUUCCCCCCAGCAGUAAGACUUACCAACAAGGCCUCUGACCCCCACUGACUCUUUACUUAAUAUUAAUGUUUAAUACGUUUGUUUAUGUAUGCACCUUUCACCAAGUCAAAUACCAUAAGUGUACUUAUUGAGCCAAUAAAGCCUUUUUCUGAUUCUGAA